Messenger RNA from Hevea brasiliensis (rubber tree), 966 nucleotides. RefSeq lists its product as uncharacterized. The transcript has a single exon. NCBI's taxonomy places the organism in Eukaryota, Viridiplantae, Streptophyta, Magnoliopsida, Malpighiales, Euphorbiaceae. The record is from RefSeq and is a predicted model, not a curated record. Bases 1 to 966 code for a protein of 321 amino acids.
AUGUCCGACAUUCCUUUUACUUCAUUUUUUAAUUCCCUCUUAGAUUCAUCCACCCUCUGUUGUAUAAGCGGUAUCCUCCUCCUGUCUCUCAUUUCUCUUGCUUUCGUUUUUCAUCUCCGUCUCAAAUCACGCAGUGCACAUCAUUUGCAGAGGUUCAAUUCUCUAUGGACGGUUCGCUUCCUUCUGGUCUCCUUUAUCACCCUUUGGGCCUUCAAUGAACUCCUUCGCUUGUCCUUCUUCCGUCGAAAAUAUCUCUUUCCUUUCAUGCCUUCCCUCACCCUAACGAGGCAAGCCUGCUUUUGCAAAAUCCACAUUGUCUUCUCUUUAGGGGUUUUUGAGCCUGGUUUUCUUGUAACCCAACUUUUUCUGGUUAACGUAUCAAUACAGAAAAAAAUACCACAUGGCUCAUGGGCUAUAGUCUUCGUCUUGGCUAACUGUUUUCCUGUACUUUUCUUGCAAGUUCUGCUCAUUUUUUUUUCUAGAUUGCAGCUACCAUUGCCGGAGAUUUUUCUUAGAACUUCAGUGGUUUCAAAAAGGGACGAAGUGUUAUUGUGUGAAUACCCGUUAGUGAGUUCUAUCAUAUUUGGUGCUUUUGGGAUCUGGUAUUUGAUGGGCUUCUCAUUAUCAUGCUUCAAGGUGGUUAACGUUGUCAUCAACAAGGGGCUAAGGAUUCGAAUUUUUGCUUUAGCUUUCGCUGUUCUGAUAAUGUUACCAUUAAAAAUUCUCUUUCUUUGCUUAUCGAUAUUAUGGGAGCCGGAGGAGACCCUCUAUGCUGCCUUUGCAUUCCUUGUGUUCGGAACCACACUAGUAAUUGCAGCCGUAGGGGAGGGGAUUUUGGUAAUUAAACCCGUUGUUGAUUCGUUGGCUGCCGGAGAAGAUGCUCCUCUAGCGUGUCCUCCUUGCGAGCAGAUGGUGUCGGAGGAGCGCCAAAGACAAAUAUUGGAUGAGGCAAGAGUUCGAGUAUGA